AUGGGUAAAGAUGCAUUUACCGUGAAGCUGGCAGAUUUUGGCUUAAGUAUAUUGGCAACCAACUCUUCUUCCGCCAGUGAAUACCCAGUCAGCGGCGCGUUCAGAUGGAAAGCUCCCGAGUGUUUGCUCGGGUCUCCGCCAACAUUCGCAUCGGAUAGCUAUUCCUUUGGCAUGUGCAUCAUUGAAGCAGUCACGGGGGAGUACCCGUGGCGUAACUCUGUGGGCGACGACGUGGUGAAGUGCAAUGUGACUGAGAAGCGGCAGCUCCCAAGGCGCCCCGCAGCUUUUCUGGGUGUGGAAUGGGAACUUAUCGAGCGCAUGUGCUGCUUCAACCCCGGCGAAAGGAUCGGCGCGCUCGCUGUCAUUCAAAGCAUGAAGCGAAUUCAGCAGUGGUUCUCGCUUGGAUAUCUGGUCGAGGGAGGCGGUGAGUGCAGUUUGGGUAGCGUUCGACGGUGUAAAGAUUUGCAGCAAGGGAGGCUGAACGGGCUGUAA
Molecule: messenger RNA, 492 nt
Organism: Phytophthora sojae
Lineage: Eukaryota; Oomycota; Peronosporomycetes; Peronosporales; Peronosporaceae
Exons: 1
Coding region: 1-492 (163 amino acids)
Biological process (GO): protein phosphorylation
Molecular function (GO): protein kinase activity; ATP binding
Source: RefSeq, a predicted model, not a curated record